AUGCAAGGCUGCGGUGUCACCUACGAAUCAGAUGAACUCUUCAAGCCGGAGACACCCAAAAUAUACGAUGCGGACGGACAAGAAAUGGGUUGCAAGAUCGACAUUCAGACCGCUAAAGAAGCGGCUUUCUACUGCCCAGCACCGUACGUCCUGGACCCACCCAACUGCUUCGACCAGGUCUCCGUGAACGGUGAAUUGAAGGACCUUAGCGAAAUAAGCAAGUCGUUGGUACCAUCUCGCACUAAUCAUUUUGUCACACUGAAGUUAAAUGGCAACCGUGUCGGACCCGGGGAAAAGCUGCGCCAGUCGCCGCCACUUGAAUGCCGCUGCGUCACCGUCAAAGGCAUCGUCCUCUCCACCAUCCAAAUCGAGAAUUACUACUCCAACGAAUGA
Babesia bigemina is the source of this 393-nucleotide messenger RNA. RefSeq lists its product as hypothetical. Lineage: Eukaryota; Apicomplexa; Aconoidasida; Piroplasmida; Babesiidae. Bases 1 to 393 code for a protein of 130 amino acids. The transcript has a single exon. The record is from RefSeq and is a predicted model, not a curated record.